GGUUCGGCCUGGCCCUCCCCGGGGCGGUGCCGCGCAGAAGCGGCGGCGCGAUGGAGGGCGGCGGUGGAGCGUACGGGGCGGCAAAGGCCGGCGGAGCUUUCGACCUGGUCCGCUUCGUGCAGCAGCCGCAGGUCCUGGCGCGGAUCGCCAGUGCGGUUUUCGCCCUGAUCGUGUUCGCCUGCCUGGUGGGGGAGGGCUACACCAGCGAACCCAAGAACCCCCAGCUCUUCUGCAUCUUCAACCGCAAUGAGGAUGCCUGCCGCUACGGCAUCGGCAUCGGCGUCCUGGCCUUCCUCGCCUGCAUCUUCUUCUUCAUGGUGGACAUCUACUUCCCCCAGAUCAGCAACACCACCGACCGCAAGUACCUGGUGCUGGCGGAUCUCGGCUUCUCAGGUCUCUGGACCUUUCUCUGGUUCAUUGGAUUUUGUUUCUUGACCAACCAGUGGGCCUGGACAAAGGCUGAGGACGUGUUAAUUGGGGCUGAUUCAGCUCGUGCCGCCAUUACCUUCAGCUUCUUCUCCAUCUUCUCCUGGGGCCUCCUGAUCACCUUUGCCUACAAGAGGUACAAGAUGGGGGUGGAGGAUUUCAUACACAGCUACACUGACCCCACCCCCGAGGUUUCAACGCCCUACUCCAGCUACCCCAACAUCAGCCAUGACAGCUACCAGCAGCCGCCCUUCACCCAGACAGCAGAAGGCCCAGAGGGUUAUCAGCCCCCCCCUGUGUACUGAGCCCUGGCACAGCAGCCACGGCUCUGCCUGUGCAAUUCUCUUCUGUGGGGUGGGAGGGAGGGACCUGCAAUUCGAAGGGGAAGGUGGGGUGGGGAGGUGGUGGCUGCUUCGUGUGGGGGUCACCAGUCCUGGGGCACAGGAGGGAGGUGGUCCCAGUUAGUGGAGCUGAGCUCCCUGUGGCUGGUAGCAGCAGCCUGGUGCAUGGUAGGUGAUCUGCAAGUGAUUUGCAGCCUCUGAGCAUGGCUCCAAGGGGAAGUGCAGGGCUGGGGCAUGGUUUGUUCCCCAAAAGCCGUGCCCUGUGACUGCUGCCCCAGCCCAUCCUGGUACCAGUGCCUUUCUAGCCCCGCUGGCUGCACCCCAAGUGCUGGCUCUCACCAUUGCACAUGUGGGGGGGUGUCCAGCUCCUGCCUGCUGCUGGCUUUCCGUGCCUUCCCCCUCAGCUGCUGCCGGGUGAGCUUGAUGCCAAAGCCUGUAGUCUCCUGACUGUAAACUCCUGCUGUGCCUUUGCCACAGCCUGCACUAGAGCUGCCAGUGCCUGGGUGAUGUGGUUUGGGAUCUGUAGAAGUGGUGAGCAUGGGGCUGUGGCUGUUCCUGGUGCCCCAGGGAGGUCCUGAAGCACUGUCCCUGUGGGCUUGGCCCUCAGCCCCUCACCCCUGCAGAAGCAAGGCCCCCCUCCCAUCCCUGCACCCAGCUCCAUUGCGGCAUCGUGCCGCAGUCUCAGGUUGUGUUUUCUGCUGCACCUGUUGUGAAGCUGUUCCCCGCAGCUGCCUGGGUAUGUGAGCUGUCACUGCUGGGGCUGGCCUUCAAGUAGUUGUUUGUCACUGUAGAGAUGGAAUAAACUUUUUCACCAAGCC
Messenger RNA from Calypte anna (Anna's hummingbird), 1585 nucleotides. RefSeq names its product synaptogyrin 2 (gene SYNGR2). The record is from RefSeq and is a predicted model, not a curated record. Bases 51 to 731 code for a protein of 226 amino acids. The transcript has 4 exons. Gene Ontology annotation, cellular component: neuromuscular junction; synaptic vesicle membrane. NCBI's taxonomy places the organism in Eukaryota, Metazoa, Chordata, Aves, Apodiformes, Trochilidae.